AUGGAAGCCACCAAAGUCGCUCUCGUUACGGCCGGUUCAGCUGGUCUUGGGGCAGCAAUUGCAAGAUGCCUCGCUAUCGACGCGAAGAUGAAUGUCAUCAUAAACUACUCCUCGAACACACAGAGAGCAGAGGCUUUGGUUAAAGAACUGCAAGGCAAUUGUCCAUCACAAAAAUUCGCCGCUUUACAGGCAGACAUAGGCGACAGAACUCAGGUCGAGGGACUGGUGGAGCAAGCGCUCUCGUCCAUGGGCCGCUUAGAUGUCGUUGUGUCCAACGCCGGAUGGACGAGGAUGACUGACUUCAUGGACCUGGACGAGGGCGUGACCGACGAGGACUGGGAUCGCUGCUUUACCAUAAACGUCAAAAGCCACCUUUGGUUGAUGAAGGCGGCGAAGAAACAUCUAGACGAUACUGAAGGGGUGUUCAUUACCACCGCCAGCGUGGCCGGCGUCAAGCCAAGCGGUAGCUCUUUGCCAUACGCUGUAUCGAAAGCCGCGCAGAUCCACCUCGUCAAAUCGCUGGCAAUCAUCGCCGCCCCGAAAGUCAGAGUCAACAGCGUUUCCCCCGGAGUUCUGUUGACGGAGUGGGGUCGCAAGUUCCCUGAAGAAAGGCUCAGAGCAGUGCAAAAGGCUAGCAAGCUGGAACGAUUCGCAACGGUUGAGGAUGUCGCAGAGCAAGUCAAGAUAUUCGCUUUAAGCAAGUCGGUGACCGGACAGAACGCGGUGGUCGAUGCGGGAUUCAGUUUAUCAAUUUGA
Trematosphaeria pertusa is the source of this 756-nucleotide messenger RNA. RefSeq names its product oxidoreductase ucpA. Lineage: Eukaryota; Fungi; Ascomycota; Dothideomycetes; Pleosporales; Trematosphaeriaceae. The record is from RefSeq and is a predicted model, not a curated record. The transcript has 4 exons. Bases 1 to 756 code for a protein of 251 amino acids.